This is a messenger RNA of Histoplasma mississippiense, 597 nucleotides long. RefSeq lists its product with no specific name. Bases 1 to 597 code for a protein of 198 amino acids. The record is from RefSeq and is a predicted model, not a curated record. NCBI's taxonomy places the organism in Eukaryota, Fungi, Ascomycota, Eurotiomycetes, Onygenales, Ajellomycetaceae. The transcript has 2 exons.
AUGCAGCUCUGCUCUUCAUUGUAUGAAGGUUUCCUACUAUACAGUGUAUUCUCUCACUACAGCUGGCUAUCGUACAAAGACAACAGAGGAGCUCUCUCCCUCCUCGGUCUCUCUGGCCCUCAGAGCCCCCAUCGCAUCCUCUUUGUGGCUGAUCAACAGCUGAGUCCCUUCACCCACAGUCCACAAUCCAGGGCAGUCCUGGCUCUCCCAGGGCAAGAUGUACCCUUUGUACGAGGCAGCAUGACAGAGCUGCAGGUUCGAAGCCACCGGCCAUCGUACAUCAAUGCCAUUCUCAUUCAAUCUCGCGGCCGGACGGAGCCACAUGCAUGCCUUGCCUGCCGGAGUGCUCAUCCAGGUCUUCGGCCAUUCCCAGAAUGCCGUCGCCUGCCUGGCCACUUUGGUGGAGCUUGUGGCAACUGCAAAUGGCGUGAUCAUGCCAUUCGCUGCUCCGUACGAGAUGGGGAAGGGGUGGAGGUGAUAGAGAUUGUGGAUGAUGAUGAUGAGGAGGAUGGCCCUCAACGGCGGAUGAGGGGUCCCUCUGAACAGCAGCUGCUCACAGCUGGUUCAACACCUGCUGCUCCUAUAAUCCUUGAUUAG